Lutzomyia longipalpis is the source of this 347-nucleotide messenger RNA. RefSeq names its product cytochrome c oxidase subunit 7A1, mitochondrial-like. Gene Ontology annotation, biological process: regulation of oxidative phosphorylation; mitochondrial electron transport, cytochrome c to oxygen; mitochondrial respirasome assembly. The coding region runs from base 83 to 271 and encodes 62 amino acids. NCBI's taxonomy places the organism in Eukaryota, Metazoa, Arthropoda, Insecta, Diptera, Psychodidae. The record is from RefSeq and is a predicted model, not a curated record. The transcript has 3 exons.
GCCAAAUUCACUGCAUUCGCCCCAAAGUUGAGUUAAUUUGUCAAUUUUCUGUGAAAUUUUCUUCACAAAUUAAGUGCACGAAAUGGCUCUGCCUGAGAAUCUCGUGAGGAAUUAUAAGAAAUUCCAGGAGCCUAAUGGGCUACCGAUCUUCCUCAAAGGUGGCCCAUUCGACAGGGUUCUGUUCGGAUCAACGGUCUUCCUGUGCGGCGUUGGUGUUCUCUUCUUCGCCAAUUUUGUCUACACAAUGGGAUUCAAGAAGAAGACAGGCUAAAUUGCUUUUUCCGUAUGUUUUCUUGGGAGAAAAUAAAUAAUUUUUAGAAAUUCGUGAAAAUCGCCGUUAAAUUCAA